This is a messenger RNA of Spea bombifrons (plains spadefoot toad), 1406 nucleotides long. RefSeq names its product alcohol dehydrogenase 1-like. Lineage: Eukaryota; Metazoa; Chordata; Amphibia; Anura; Pelobatidae. The transcript is spliced from 10 exons. Gene Ontology annotation, molecular function: all-trans-retinol dehydrogenase (NAD+) activity; zinc ion binding. Gene Ontology annotation, biological process: retinol metabolic process; retinoic acid metabolic process. Bases 43 to 1170 code for a protein of 375 amino acids. Gene Ontology annotation, cellular component: cytosol. The record is from RefSeq and is a predicted model, not a curated record.
UUCAAUCUCAUUUUUUCUGGUGAAACACAUAUUGGAAGCCAGAUGGAGGCUGCUGGAAAAGUAAUCAAAUGCAAGGCAGCAGUUGCGUGGGGGCCUCACAAGCCACUGAGCAUCGAGGAGAUUGAAGUUGCUCCACCAAAAGCUCAUGAAGUCCGCAUUAAGAUUGUUGCAGCUGGGAUAUGCCGUUCAGAUGAUCAUUUCCUAAGCGGUGCACUAAACGAAGUCAAGUAUCCAGUGAUUUUAGGUCACGAGGGUGUUGGGAUAGUGGAGAGUGUGGGAGAGGGAGUGACCGACCUUAAACCAGGAGACAAAGUAAUUCCACUCUUCAUUCCUCAAUGCAGAGAAUGCAGAUGCUGUAAAAAUCCGAAUAGCAACUUGUGUUACAAAAAUGAUGGUAAAUAUAUCGGAUUGAUGGCAGAUGGCACCAGCAGAUUUACCUGCAGAGGGAAGCCGGUUUAUAACUUCGUAAUGACUAGUACUUUCACCGAAUAUACUGUGGUUGAUGAAAUUGCUGUUGCUAAGAUAGAUGACAAUGCUCCUUCGGAUCAAGUCUGCUUAUUGGGCUGUGGGUUUUCGACAGGCUAUGGCUCUGCUGUGAAGAUAGCACAGGUUAAGCCUGGCACUACAUGUGCUGUGUUUGGGUUGGGAGGUGUUGGCCUCUCUGUAGUUAUUGGAUGCAAAACAGCCGGUGCUUCCAGAAUCAUUGGUGUUGAUCUGAACAGUAGUAAGUUUGCAAAAGCAAAAGAAUUGGGAGCUACUGAAUGCGUCAACCCAAAGGACCACAAUGAGCCCAUCGAAGAGGUUCUGGCAAAGAUGACUAAUGAUGGAGUGGACUAUUCUUUUGAGUGUGUUGGAAGCACUGGAGUCAUGGUAUCUGCGCUCAUGUCCUGUCACUUUGGAUGUGGAACCUGUGUUAUUGUUGGUGUAUCUCCUUCAUCAACAAAAGUUUCGUUUGACCCUUUGCUUUUACUGACUGGACGUACAAUUAAAGGAGCAGUGUUUGGAGGUUUUAAGAGCAAAGAUGAAGUCCCCAAACUGGUAUCUGACUUAAUGGCAAAUAAGUAUUCAGUGGAUGGCUUAAUAACACACAGACUGCCAUUUGACAAAAUCAAUGAAGGUUUUCGUCUUCUGCGUGAAGGAAUCAGCAUACGGACAAUAUUGGAAUUUUGAAGGGCUGAUACUUUCAAGAUGUGAAAUGUUUACCUAUCAAGAUCUAUGAAAUUGUUUACCUUUUAAUUAUUGGCAUUCCAGGCUGACACAACCUAGUGACCUGGCUUGACCCACACCAAGGCGUGUGGUCGUUAAAGCAUGGAUCACAGUGGUGGAUGGUGGUUACUCAACAAAGUACUAUAACGCACACACUCUAACACUGUACAUGGACACUAACACUGUAUACUGAUUUCCCC